UUAUAAACAGUCGUUCAGUCGGUUGGUAACUGUUGCAUACAUCGCUUCGGUCGCUCUAAACUCUCACAGUCCGGACGGUUCGUCGUUUUCGUUCGGCUUCUCGAAGCAUUCGUCAGAUACGCUCGGGUCAGACACACAUACAGAUACAGAUACAAGACAGACACAGAUACGCUCGUAGCCGGCCCUCUAAGCGCUUGCCGAAGUCAUUUCCCUCACAACGUCAUCGCGGCGGUUGCGUGUAGCAGUGUGCGUGUACCAGUGGUUAUCACUGUACCAUAAUCUCGAAUUAGUUGGCAGCACACCUUCAGAUUGCAAAGAUCCGACUACGACGGUGGCGAUCUGAGAUCUGAGAUAAGUGAGAACCGAUACUAACUAACGCAGUGAAAUCUUACUGGGAGUUCAAUAAACCACAGUGCGCGCUAAAAUUCACACACCCACAACCCACACAAACACACACUAACCUCGAAACACACCCGUUGGCGACAUAAAAAAUAAACCAGAGCCUCAACGGCCGUAAAGUGCUGCAGAGAAGUACUCGCCACCUCCACCACUCCGCCCGCCAGUUUAUUUUAUGCAUGAAAAGCUAAAGCAAGUGCAACCACAACACAAAAAAGCUAGCUUCUCGGCACCACGCUCCUCCUCGACUAAGCCCUUUGCCAAAUAACGCGGGAGUGACAAAAUAAAGCAAUAACCCAGCAAAAAAAAUAAACUUGGGAUUACAGGAACACACAUAAGGAAGCCAAAGGAAGUCGAGCAGCAGAACACCAUGACACGGAUCGUUUUUGUAUUUCUCGCAGCCAUCUUAGCAGAUGCGCUCACCUGGGCCCAGGUGAAUGUGGAACCCAACACAGCGCUCCUCAACGAGGGCGAUCGCACCGAGCUGCUCUGCAGGUACGGGCGCGCCAUCAACUACUGCCGCAUCGAGAUCCCCGGCGAGCAGCGCGUCCUCAACCUGUCCCCGGAAUGGAGCAAGACGCCCGGGUUCACAUACUUCGGCUCUGGCCUGAACGCCGGACAGUGCGGCGUGAGCAUCGAGCGGGUCAAGGGCAUCAACAACGGUCAGGUCAAGUGCAGUCUGGGCGUCGAGGGUGAGGAGCUGUCGGGCACCAUUGACUUGGUGGUGGCAUUGCGUCCUCAUCAGCCAAUUAUCGAACUAAUCAGCAAGCCCAAUCGCGAUGGCUUCUUUAUCGAGGGUACUCCGUUCCAGGGCCGCUGCAGCGUCCGCGAUGGCCGCCCACCGGCGAACAUCUCCUGGUACAUCGACAACAUGCCCGCCAACAAGCGCACCAGCGAGCUGGAGAUCAUCACGAACAACGUCAACAACGUGGAGCUGUCCACCUCCGUCCAGGAAAUCCAAUGGACUCUCUCCGCCGAGGACAGCAACAGGAAGCUGGUCUGCCGCUCGCACCACCAAACCGAUCGGGAGAGCGUUCCGCCCCAGGAGGCCGCCUAUAUCAUCAACGUUCGAUAUGCCCCCGUCCACCAGUUUGAGGAAGCCUUGGUCUACGGCCUGUAUCUGGACCACACUGCCAUCGUGAACAUUACCAUCCGGGCCAGCCCGCAGCCCAAAAUCGAGUGGACCAUCGACGGAACCGUCAUCGGACAGGGUCGCAGCGACGGGCGGUACUCGGUCUACGAGCCACAGUACCUGGGCAACGACGAGUACAACGUGACCCUGGCCAUUGCCGGACUGACGCUGGAGGACACCACGAAGACCUACACCCUGAAGGCCUCCAACGAGCUGGGCGCCACCGAAUACAAGGUGCGCAUUAGCUCGUCGAGCAAGCCGCCCAGCAGCAACCUGGAUGUUGCCGCCAUUGUUGGCAUCGUUGUGGCAGUCGCCGUACUGGUCCUGGUCGUCCUGCUGAUUCUGUUUGCUCGUGCCACCGGCCGGUGGUGUUUCGGCGGAAAAUCCAUCAAGACGCCCACAAAUGAAACUCAGAUCGACAAGCAGCUCGAGCUGGGCAGCCACCAGGAGAACCAUGGCCAGAAUGUGGCUCUUCUGGAGACCCCUAAUGGCAUUACGUUGUUGGGCGCCAGUAAACUGCGCGAGGCGAAUGGCAAUGGCAAUGGCACCGGAAACGGAAAUGGAAACGGAAGCGUUCGGGACAGUCUUUCGGUGGAGAGACGUAAUCACGACGAAGACGAUAGCUUCGAGUAUGGCACCGAUCGGGAGAGCAGUGUCUAUAACCCCACGACUCGUCCUCUGAAGAGUGUCCUGAUGAGUCAGGCGGGGGGACGCAAUUCCCGCAGCUCGACGACCAGCGACAAGGAAGACGGAAACGAGAACGCGGACCUCCUGCAGAAAGGAAACCAACUGGGCAUCCCCGAGUCUCGAUUUUCGCGCUGGCUACCCAAGGAUCAGCGGGAGCUAAUCGAGAAGCAGGCGAUGCUCCUGUCCGGCCGGACCGCCAAGGCGCCGGCGACCCCACCGAAGCCCCAGAAACCACAAGUGACGGCGGCAACUACGAAUGUCACGCAGACGAGCACCAACACAGCGCCGACGCGGCUAAAGCUGCCACAGGAAACGGAAAUCUGAGCGUGUGUGCACGUGUGUGUGUAUGCGCGUGUGGCGCUCAUAUUUAUUUAUUCCUUUUUUUGGGUACAGGAAGCUGCAGAAUUAGGGCCGGAGCGUUUCAGGCAUUUGGGAAGUGAGAGAGACUGCCAGCAGCCACCUAAGUUUAAGAAGAAUUUAAUGUGAAAUAUUACUAAAAACAACACAAUAUCUGACAAAAGAUUAACUCAAAAACGUUGAAAUAAUAUUUAAUUCAUAACCCAUUGUUAAGGCUGAAGGUGAAGUCUCUUGCAACCCAAUUAGCCUCAGAAACAGACUCCAAAUUAGGUUUUAAGCCACAACUCAUGAAAGUUUCCUCCUCCCACAACGAAAACAAAAACCAAACAUACUAUGCAAGCGUAACUAUGCAACUGAUUCAUAUAUUUGAGAUUGUUGUCGGCAUGAAAUUAAGUUUUAUCGAAUACGUAUUAGUGGAGAGCGUUUGCAUGGCAAGCAUGAAACGAAAUAUUUAUUGUAGUCACUGUAGAACAAGUCAUCAAGUCGAACAUGCGCAACAUAAAGUGUUCAUCCUUUCAGUGCACACUGUACUUUACGAUUUAAGAGCUAUUUUCCUUAGUUUUCGUUUUACGAUCGACUCGAUUUAAGUUUUGUUCAAGUGCAGUCUGCAGACUCAAAAAUAAAUCAAAUGUUGUUUAAAAACAAACUAAAACAAUACCGACAUACCGUAGUUAGGAUCUUUUGAUACAAGUUGUUUUUCCUUUAUUACUUUACAAAACUUAUGUUUAAUAUUUAAUUAACAAGAAUAAAAAACCCGGUUCGCAUUGGGAUGAGUUUUCUUUUA
Molecule: messenger RNA, 3356 nt
Organism: Drosophila bipectinata
Lineage: Eukaryota; Metazoa; Arthropoda; Insecta; Diptera; Drosophilidae
Gene: Fas3
Product: fasciclin 3
Biological process (GO): cell-cell adhesion
Cellular component (GO): plasma membrane; cell-cell junction
Molecular function (GO): cell adhesion molecule binding
Source: RefSeq, a predicted model, not a curated record